Molecule: messenger RNA, 1111 nt
Organism: Amborella trichopoda
Lineage: Eukaryota; Viridiplantae; Streptophyta; Magnoliopsida; Amborellales; Amborellaceae
Source: RefSeq, a predicted model, not a curated record
GAAUAUCUCUCUCUUAAACAUGAACCUCUGAAACACUGCAGAAUUGAGGAGGAGGAAGUCACCCACCUCCAAAACCAUCGAUGGAGAGCCACCAUUCCCUCUUCCUCUUCUUUCUCCUUAGCCUUUUCCACAUCCAAUCAGGCAAUUCAGACAAAUGUCCACUGGACUUCAGCGAGUUCCCCUACGAGCCCGAAUGGAGUUGCUUCAACGGCACCGCUAACCCACAAAACCAGAAACCAUUAGCGGUUUCCUAUUGCUGCAACCUGGCACUAAAAGCGGUUUUCCAGGCCAUGGCACUCAACACCAACCGUACACGUGUCCUCUUCCUUGACCACGAUGAAGCCCGAUCAUGCACAAACCAAUUCCAAACUCUCUAUGCACACACCGAUUUCAGCACGUGCGAUAUCCAACGUGUAGUCUCUCCGGAUGAUGACACGUGCCCGAAACACGUGCAAAAGAUUGCUGAUAGACUCGGGGGAUUCCAGUCGAUACGGGAGGGGUGCGACGGAGUGAAAAUCGGUAAUUCCAGCGAGUCCGGGUGUAUUGGAUGUGUAAAUUCGUUUAACAAGGCUUUGGACGUGUUGAAAGGAGACGAUUCGCACGCGUGUGAGGAGGGGUUGCUUGUUGCGCUUGCGAGCUUGGAAGUGGGCUCCAAGGAAUGGGUGGAAGGGCUCUUCAGUUGCUUGUGGGACGAAAUUCGUAAGUUUCGUUUCGUUUCAUGAAAUUUUGGCCGAAAAAUGACGAAACUUGGGUAUGACUAUUAAUUACAUAAAAGAAAGCCCGAAAUAUACUGAUUUAGACAUUAUUUAUUGAGAGAUGAAUUUGCAAUCGGGUUUUGGUGCGGCAAUGUGGCCUUUAUUUUGUUUUGUAGUGGAGUUUGUACCUUACCAAAAAUACUGAACUUCUGACGAAAUUUUCCGAAAGUUUGCACAUAAUUACCGUGUUUUAUUUUGUUUUGAAAGAGUUAACAAACCGAGCGGACUCGGCUGAGUCCGGUACAGGUUCCAAAAUCCAAACAAAUGUAAGAAAUUGUUGGAAAUAGCCAAAAAUCAGAAAAAAGAAAAACAGAAAAAAGGAAUAAAAAUGGUCAAAAGCCUCAAAAGAGGUGAAA